CAGCUCCAUUUUAAACAUUAAAAAGUUUGGACUGCACACUCCAAGCAGCGUGAGGGGUCCAGCCUUUGACACUGCGGACGACGGGACCCGAGUAACUUCUAUCUCUUACUUCCUUGUCCUCCACCCCCACACACCUUGCAGAAUGGUCUGAUCCUACCUUGCUGCUAUGAUAAUGAAUUGAGCGGUGUCAGUGCUGAGCACGCUAGGCUGCUGGUCACAGGGGCCGGCCUUCCGCACAGUCGGCAAGGUGUGUUUGUGUACACACACUCAGCUUGCAGAGAGCUCUCCGGGCAGCAGGCAGCCAAGGAAUCUCAGAUUUUACUCUCGUGCUUCUGGAAUUUGGCAAAGACAGCCUUGACUGGAAUGUAAGUGAAAGGAAGAGAACGCGACCUGUGGAUUAAAGUGGCUGUGAGAGAAUUUUUUUUCCCCCCUUCAGAAAAAAAUUAGGGCAAGCAUAAAAGUUGGGGGAGUGCUGGUGGAAGGGGGUUGGAGGAAAGAAUGCCAGAGGGAAUUCUUCCCUCACAGUCUGCCGUGAACCACUAAUUUUCAACAACCUGGCUUUCAGGCGAGAAAGGAAUUCCUUUUCCCACGCUUACAUAUUUUUUGACGUGAAGCGUUUUUCUCCCCCUUUGAAAUCCUCUCGGCUCGGCUCACCCAGAUGGAGAUACAGAGGAGGACCGCGACAACACCUUUAUCACCGGCUGCCUACGUCAACUCAGCCCAGUAUUCCAGCGUCCUGGAGGGAAGAUUCAAGCAACUACAAGACGAGCGCGAGGCAGUCCAGAAGAAAACCUUCACAAAAUGGGUGAAUUCGCACUUGGCAAGAGUAACCUGCCGGAUCACAGACCUGUACACGGACUUGAGGGAUGGGCGGAUGCUAAUCCGACUGCUCGAGGUGCUGUCGGGCGAACUGCUGCCCAAGCCGACCAAAGGACGGAUGCGGAUUCACUGCCUGGAGAACGUGGACAAGGCCUUGCAGUUCCUGAAGGAGCAGAAGGUGCAUCUGGAAAACAUGGGGUCGCACGACAUCGUUGAUGGGAACCAUCGCCUCACUCUUGGCCUGAUAUGGACCAUCAUUCUUCGGUUCCAGAUCCAGGACAUCAGCGUGGAAACAGAAGACAACAAAGAAAAGAAAUCUGCCAAGGAUGCACUGCUACUCUGGUGUCAGAUGAAAACAGCAGGGUAUCCCAAUGUCAAUGUUCACAACUUCACUACAAGUUGGAGGGAUGGACUGGCGUUCAAUGCAAUUGUCCACAAGCACAGGUCCGACUUAAUCGACUUUGACAAGCUGAAGAAGUCCAACGCUCACUACAACUUGCAGAAUGCUUUCAACGUGGCAGAGCAGCACUUGGGACUCACCAAGCUACUCGAUCCUGAAGAUGUCAGCGUGGACCAGCCCGAUGAAAAAUCUAUCAUCACUUACGUCGCCACGUACUAUCACUACUUCUCCAAGAUGAAGGCACUGGCUGUGGAGGGCAAGCGCAUUGGGAAGGUGCUAGACUACGCAAUUGAAGCAGACAACAUGAUUGACAAGUAUGAGACUCUGGCCUCCGACCUCCUUCACUGGAUUGAAUUUACCAUCGUCACCCUGAAUGACCGCAAGUUGGCUAACUCCCUAAGCGGGGUUCAGAACCAGCUUCAAGCGUUCAACACGUACCGCACUGUGGAGAAGCCACCCAAGUUUAUCGAGAAGGGUAAUCUGGAGGUGCUGCUCUUCACUAUACAAAGCAAAAUGAGAGCCAACAAUCAAAAAGUCUACACUCCACGCGAGGGAAAACUCAUAUCAGACAUCAACAAGGCUUGGGAACGGCUGGAGAAAGCCGAGCACGAGCGGGAGCUCGCCUUGCGCACGGAGCUCAUCCGACAGGAGAAGUUGGAGCAGCUUGCUCACCGGUUUGACCGCAAAGCGGCGAUGAGGGAGACGUGGCUGAGCGAAAACCAGCGCCUGGUUUCCCAGGAUAACUUUGGGCUGGAUCUGGCGGCAGUGGAGGCUGCCACGAGGAAGCACGAGGCCAUCGAGACGGACAUCAACGCGUACAAUGAGCGCGUGCAGGCGGUGGUGGCCGUGGCCAAGGAGCUGCAGGCGGAGCAUUACUACGACAUCAAGCGCAUCACCGUCAGGAAGGACAACGUCAUUCGGCUGUGGGACUACCUGCGCGAACUGCUGCAGGCCCGUCGCGAGCGUCUCGCGAAGAACCUUGAGCUGCAGAAGAUAUUCCAGGAGAUGCUGCACAUCGUGGACUGGAUGGAAGACAUGAAGGGUCGCCUUCAGUCGCAGGACUACGGCAAACACCUGCAUGGGGUCGAAGACCUGCUUCAGACUCACACGCUGGUGGAGGCAGACAUCGCAGUCCAGGCAGAACGGGUUAAAACUGUGAACACCGGCGCUCAGAAGUUUACGACCGACGAGGAAGGUUAUAAGCCCUGCGACCCCCAGAUCGUCUGUGACCGCAUCGCCCACUUGGAGCUGUGCUAUCAGGAACUGUGCAAGCUUGCAGCUGAGCGCCGUGCGAAGCUCGAGGAGUCCCGCCGCCUCUGGAAGUUCUUCUGGGAAAUGGGCGAGGAGGAGUCCUGGAUCCGGGAGAAAGAGCAGAUCAUGUCGUCGGAAGACUACGGCAAGGACUUGACCAACGUCAUGCUGCUGAUCAGCAAGCACAACUCAUUCAAGGACGAAAUGAGUGGGCGCAGUGGUCCGCUGCAGCAGACGAUUCGGGAGGGGGAGGGCUUGAUUGAAGAAGGGCACUUCGGGGCCGAUGAGGUCAGGGAGAAGAUCAAGGACAUUCGCGGGCUUUGGGCACACUUGGAAGAAUUGGCGGCCCUCCGGGAGCGGAGGUUGAACGAGAUCUCCAACCUGUACCAAUUCCAGGCAGACGCCAACGACAUUGAGGCUUGGAUCAUAGACACACUGCGCAUUGCGUCCAGCGCUGACGUCGGGCACGACGAAUAUUCCACCCAGACGCUGGCCAAGAAGCACAAGGACGUGGAAGAGGAGAUUCACAACCACCGGCCCACCAUUGAUGCCCUGCACGAACAGGCCCGAAGCCUGCCUGAUGACUUUGCCCAGUCUCCCGAGGUGGAUGGCAGACUGCCAGCCAUCGAGCAGAGGUAUGAGGAACUGGUGGCUUUGGCACAGCAGCGGAGGCAGACGCUGCAGGACGCCCUGGCUCUCUACAAGAUGUUCAGUGAGGCAGACGCCUGUACGCUUUGGAUUGAUGAGAAGGAGCAGUGGCUGAACUGCAUGGAGAUUCCUGAGAAGCUGGAGGACUUGGAGGUUGUUCAGCACAGGUUUGAAACGCUCGAGCCGGAGAUGAACAGCCAAGCCUCCCGGAUCUCAGCCGUCAACCAGGUGGCCAGCCAGCUGCUAAGCACCGAGCACCGUAACAAGGAUGAGGUCACUGGCAUGAGAGACCAGCUGAACAGCAGCUGGGAUCAGUUCCGGGGCCUGGCAGAUCAGAAGAAGGAAGCUCUCAGCUCUGCGCUCAGCAUCCAGAAUUACCACCUUGAAUGCAAUGAAACGAAGUCCUGGAUUAAAGAAAAGACCAAAGUCAUUGAGUCGACCCAGAGCCUUGGAAACGACCUGGCUGGUGUGAUGGCCCUCCAGCGCAAGUUGACUGGGAUGGAGCGGGACUUGGAGGCCAUCCAGGGUAAACUGGACGACCUGCAGAAAGAAGCCGAGAAACUUGCCGCAGAGCACCCGGAGCAGGCUCAGACCAUCUUAGCUCGACUCUCCGAAAUCAACGGUGUCUGGGAGGACCUGAAGGACACCAUGAAGAGGCGGGAGGAGUCGCUGGGCGAGGCCAGCAAACUGCAGGAGUUUCUGCGGGACCUGGACGAUUUCCAGUCGUGGCUGUCCCGGACGCAGACCGCCAUUGCCUCGGAGGACAUGGCCACGAACUUGGCCGACGCCGAGAAGCUCCUCACCCAGCAUGAGAACAUCAAGAAGGAGAUCGAUAACUACAAGAAUGACUACGAGCGGAUGAGAAGUGUCGGGGAGGAGGUGACGCAAGACCAGACGGACGCCCAGUACAUGUUCCUGCACCAGCGGCUGCAAGCUCUUGACACGGGCUGGAACGAACUAAGCCAGAUGUGGGAGAAUCGGUAUAAUCUCCUGGCACAAGUGUACGGCUAUCAGAUCUUCCUGCGUGACGUGAAGCAGGCUGAAGGAUUCCUUAACAACCAGGCAUACAUGCUGUCACACACCGAGAUGCCUGGCACCUUGGAAAUGGCCGAGGCUGCCAUUAAGAAGCACGAAGACAUCAUGACCACCAUGGAUGCCAACGAGGAGAGGAUCAACAGCGUGGUGGACUCUGGCAAAAAGCUGAUCAGCGAGGGCAAUGUCCAUGCUGACAAGAUCCAGGAGAAAGUGGACUCAAUAGACGAACGACAUCGGAGGAAUCGCCAAACUGCCAAUGACCUUGCUGACAAGCUCAAGGAUAACCUGGAGCUGCAGAAGUUCCUUCAGGAUUGCCAGGAGCUCACACUCUGGAUCAAUGAGAAGAUGCUGACUGCCCAGGAUAUGUCCUACGACGAGGCUCGGAACCUCCACACCAAGUGGCAGAAACACCAAGCCUUCAUGGCCGAGCUCGCCUCCAACAAGGACUGGCUGGACAAGAUAGACAAGGACGGGAAGCAGCUCAUAUCUGAGAAGCCGGACACCAAGCCCAUCGUGGAGGAGAAACUCAGUGACCUCCACAGGCUCUGGGAUGAGCUGGAGUCCACGACCAAGACCAAGGCUCAGUGCCUGUUCGACGCCAACCGCACGGAGCUGUUCACGCAGAGCUGCGCGGACCUGGACUUGUGGCUCAACGACCUGGACACACAGCUGCAGUCCGACGACCACGGCAAGGACUUGACCAGUGUCAGCAUCCUUCUGAAAAAGCAACAGAUGCUGGAAAAUCAGAUGCAGGUCCGGCAAAAGGAGCUGGAAGAGCUGAAGAACCAGGCGCAGGCCCUGGGGCAAGAGGACACGAAUGUCGUGGAGAUAGAUGCCAAGCAGAGGAGGGUGGAGGAGAGAUUCCAAGAGAUGAUGAGGCCUGUCGAAGAAAGGCGCAGAAACCUCUUGGCCUCCAAAGAGGGCCAUCAGUUCAAUCGGGAUUUGGAGGACGAAGUUCUGUGGGUGAAUGAGCGGAUGCCACUUGCUACCUCCACUGACCACGGAAGCAAUCUGCCAACGGUGCAGCUGCUCAUUAAAAAGAACCAGACCCUUCAGAAGGAGAUCCAGGGUCACCAGCCCCGAAUAGACGAUAUCGCGGAGCGUGGAGAGACGAUGGCCAAAGCAGGGCGCAUCGAUUCGGAGGUGCUGCGAGCCCGCCUGGGGGACCUCCAGCAGAUGUGGAAGCAGCUGAAAGAGGAGACGGACAAACGCAACGAUCGGCUGCAGGAAUCCCAAAAGGCUCAGCAGUUCUACUUUGACGCGGCUGAGGCUGAGGCUUGGAUGGGCGAGCAAGAGCUUCACAUGAUGUCAGAAGAGAGGGCUAAGGAUGAACAGAGUGCAAUGGCAAUGGUGAAGAAGCACCGGGUGGUGGAGCAGUCACUGGAGGACUACACACAAGCUAUUCACCAGCUCUCCAACCUCAGCAGGAACCUGGUAACAAACAGCCACCCUGAGAGUGACCGUAUUACCCUGAGGCAGUCGCAGGUGGACAAGCUGUACGCCGGCCUGAAAGACCUGGCGGAGGAGCGGAGGGAGAAGCUACAGGAGCGCCUGCGUCUCUGUCAGCUCAAGCGGGAGGUGGACGACCUGGAGCAGUGGAUCGCCGAGCGGGAGAUAGUGGCAGGCUCCCACGAGCUGGGUCAGGACUACGAGCAUGUCACCAUGCUGCGGGAUAAAUUCCGCGAGUUUGCCCGCGACACCAGCAGCAUCGGGCAGGAGCGCGUGGACUCGGUGAAUCGAAUGGCCGACGAGCAGAUUGACCUGGGCCACUCGGAGAACGCCACCAUUGCGGAGUGGAAGGACGGGCUGAACGAAGCCUGGGCUGACCUCCUGGAGCUCAUCGACACCCGGACCCAGAUGCUGGCGGCCUCGUAUGAGCUGCACAGUUUCUACCACGACGCCAGGGAGACCCUUGACCGCAUCCAGGAGAAGGAGAAGCAGCUUCCCGAGGAAAUGGGCCGGGAUCUGAACACGGUCGAGAGGAUGCACCGAAUGCACACCACGUACGAACAUGACAUUCAGGCACUGAGCGCACAGGUGAAGCAGGUACAGGACGACGCUUCUCAUUUGCGGUCGGCGUAUGCCGGCGAGAAGGCAGAGGACAUCCAGCAGCACGAGGAUAACGUCGUGGACGCCUGGAAUGCUCUCCUCAACGCCAGCAAGGGGCGCAAGCAGAUGCUGUCGGACUCGGUGGAGAAGUUCCGCUUCUUCAACCUGGUCCGAGCCCUGAUGCUCUGGAUGGAUGAUGUCACCAGGCAAAUGGACGCUCAGGAGAAACCAAGGGACGUCUCUUCUGCGGAUCUGACCAUAAAGAACCAUCAGGGGAUCAAGUCAGAAAUCGAUGCCCGGGAUGACAGCUUUACUGCAAGCAUUGAGAUGGGCAAUGCACUUCUAGCCAAGAACCACUACGCUUCGGAUGAGAUUGCGGAGAAGUUAUCGCAGCUCCAGGAAAGGAGGAAAGAAGUCAAUGACAAAUGGAAGGAGAAGGAAGACUGGCUGCAGCUUGUGAUGGAAGUGCUCCAGUUCGGACGAGACGCAGCCGUCGCGGAGGCCUGGCUGGCGAGUCAGGAGCCGUACGUCAGAGCAGCGGAAGUCGGAAGCAGCGUAGACGAUGCCGAGAACCUCAUCAAGCGGCACGAAGGGUUCGAGAAGGCAGCCGCGGCUUGGGAUGAGCGGUUCAUGGCCCUGGAGAAACUGACAACACUGGAACAGCAAGAGAUCCGCCGUAAGCAGGAGGAGGAGGAGAGGAAAUUAAAACCACCCCCGCCGCCGUCGCCCCCAACGCCACACAUCUCCGUGGUAGCAGAGGAGAGCCAGGAGGCUGGAAAUCAGGCAGAGCCGAAUCAACAGUCACGGGAUGGUGACAUCGUUAACCACGUGGAGCCCGUCGCUCAGAAUGGGAUGCACCCAGAAACAGAGUCACACCAGCCUUUGGAUGAGACGAGACCAUUGAAAGAUGAUGUCUUGUCAUGUGUGGCAGUGAAAGUCUCUGAAGCACCAGAACCAGUUAACGGGACAAGCACGGAAUCGAAGAAGGAGAGUGUUCCAGCUCAGAAGACCCCGCAAUCAUCUCCACGGCCCGAGUCCGACAGUAUCCAGGUCAGCAAGGCACAAGACACAGCGGCGGUACAAAUGGAAGGCAUUUUGUGUCGAAAGCAUGAAUGGGAAUCACACAACAAGAAAGCCAGCAGCAGGUCGUGGCAGAAUGUGUACUGUGUCCUGAGGAACAGGAGCCUUGGCUUUUACAAAGACUCCAAGAAUGCCAACAGUGGUAUUCCGUACCAUGGAGAGGUUCCAGUCAGCCUGACAGAUGCCAUCUGCGAGGUGGCACACGAUUAUAAGAAAAGGAAAUGCGUCUUCAAACUUAGACUCAGUGAAGGAAAGGAGUUCCUGUUCCAGGCCAAGGAUGAGGCGGAAAUGAGCAGCUGGAUCGAUGUGGUCAGCAGGUCAAUCUCCUCCAGUCAAGAGGACCGGCACCCCGUCACCCCCCAGGGCCUGACCCGCGCCAUGACAAUGCCCCCCAUCCUGCCCAACAGCGGCGAGACCGUCACUCUGCGGAGGGACAAGGACAGCAAGGAGAAAGACCGGGAGAAGAGGUUCAGCUUCUUCAAGAAGAAAUAGGCAGAGACUCCAAAAAAGCUAUAUUAAAAGAAGAGUUCAAGUCACCACACCGUUCCACACUUCGCACGUCAUUCCAGUCGAUUCCAGCUUGUUUCUCUGAAUGACUCUAUGCCUGGCGUUCCCGGGGAAUGUGGA
Messenger RNA from Mobula hypostoma (lesser devil ray), 7909 nucleotides. RefSeq names its product spectrin beta chain, non-erythrocytic 1-like. The coding region runs from base 659 to 7774 and encodes 2371 amino acids. Gene Ontology annotation, cellular component: cortical actin cytoskeleton; cell projection; plasma membrane. Gene Ontology annotation, biological process: actin cytoskeleton organization. NCBI's taxonomy places the organism in Eukaryota, Metazoa, Chordata, Chondrichthyes, Myliobatiformes, Myliobatidae. The transcript has 36 exons. Gene Ontology annotation, molecular function: actin filament binding; structural constituent of cytoskeleton; phospholipid binding. The record is from RefSeq and is a predicted model, not a curated record.